Molecule: messenger RNA, 1662 nt
Organism: Aedes aegypti (yellow fever mosquito)
Lineage: Eukaryota; Metazoa; Arthropoda; Insecta; Diptera; Culicidae
Product: group 3 secretory phospholipase A2
Exons: 6
Coding region: 477-1346 (289 amino acids)
Biological process (GO): arachidonate secretion; phospholipid metabolic process
Source: RefSeq, a predicted model, not a curated record
GAGCUUUUGACGCGGAGAUCGCGGAUAAUGUCGGUCGGUUGGUCGCGAUCGCGACUGCUCGCUGCUCUAUCAGUUGACAUUUGACUCCAGAACGGUUCGGUCGAGAUUUUUGAAAUUCGAACCAGUUAUUCGUCACAUGUUGCGUUUCGCGAGGCGGUGUUCCGCUGUUUCUGAUCUGUUGAAACGGAUUCGUUUCGGUGCUCUUUAUCGUUUGAUCGCGGGAAGGGUGGCUUAUUGUGUGAUAAUUGAGUGUAUGCUAAAUCAAACCAUAUAGUGACAUAAAUCACUGAGAAAAGAAGUGCUCAAAGGAAGUGAAUCUGUGACGUUAUUGUUCGAUACUGUUGUGUGGAUGGUGCUGAAUUACGUACAGAUCUGUUUUGGCAUUCCUGAGAUUUAGGAGAUUCAGAGGCUGCUGCUGAAUUCUAUAUUGGAUUCAUACCUUAUCGUAUAUUGUUGGAGAAUUCACGCUUAAAAAGAUGAGCGUUGAUGUAUCGUUAACGUUAUUACUCACAUUACUCAUAGCGAAAGCCAUGGGAAGUUCAGUCCUAGUAGCGGAUUUCAGAAUGACACGAAUGGUGGAACUCAGCAGUCGGACCCCGUACUGCAAAAUUCAUUCCGAUCGAGGCGACAUACAACGGAUGCUGUUGGCCUUUGACGCGAAGAAGGUGCGACAGGUGCCACGCGAAUCGGUGAUAGCCCUGGAGGAAGUGUGCAACGAGGCGAGCGGAAUAUCCGGUGAACUUCAGGGUGGACUCGGGUUCAUCUAUCCGGGAACCAAGUGGUGUGGACCAGGAAGUAUCGCAGCUAAUUACUCGGACGUAGGCAGAUACGCAGACGAGGAUCGAUGUUGCCGCGAGCACGACAUGUGUCCGAACAUUCUGCUGCCAGGGGAGUGCCGUCGAGGGCUUUGCAACCGUGGCGCCUUCACGAGAUCACACUGCGACUGUGAUGCAAGGUUUAGAAGAUGUUUACAAAAUCUCAACACCGAGACCGCCAACACCUUGGGAGCCGUCUUCUUCAACGUGAUACAGGUGACCUGCUUCAGCGAGAGGCGACCGUGUUCAAUCUGGCAGAGCGCUGGCAACCACCUGGUGGAGUCUUGUUCAUUGCAGUUUGCUCCUUCCGAUUACUAUGUGCCGCCUUAUCUUCAGCCAGGCUAUUACUAUCGUAAAAAUACGAUCAAGCGAUCGUUCGACAAAAGCUUCUACGACGACAUUAACACGCAGCAUCUCAAGAAGGAAUCGUUGAACUUGAUUUCGAGGAAUUUGGUGAAGGAUGUUUUCGUUCGACCGCUGAACGGUUUUAUCAAGUACUACCUCACUGCCAAGUCCGUUGUCUAUGGUUAAGGUCAACAGUCUCAGUCGAUGCACGUUGAAGGGGCUUGCAGUCAGUCCCGCGAGCGACAAAUCCAACCGUUUGAAGUUGCAGCAACUUUUUGAGUAUCAUUGAGAUUGAGUUCUCGAUGCCAAUGAGAGCGAUAAUGAUGUGCAAAGUGUUUCGAUUUGAAGGCUUAUGUCCAUGCAGGCUCAACCAAAGGCAAAAUGUUUCCGCAUAAAUGCUUGCUUCUGGUGUUAAGAAGCUUUAAUAACUUUAAUUCUUAAUUAGGGUAGAUGUACCAUUCCCUACUUGGCCGCACCUUAAUUUAUUUGUUUUCAAAUUUUA